CUGUCGCCGCACCUCCCAAAUCCCUAACUUUACAGAUCGAUUAAGGAACCAUGAAUCCUGACGGUGGAGCAGACCCUCAUAGGGGCGUCGUGUCAGAAGUGAUGCACACAGUGACAGAAUACCUCCGACCACUUGUAUCGAAACGGGCCCAAAAGAUAUAUCUAGGGGCCUUUCUAUUCUUCUGUACAGCUAUAGCCAUGAUCGUCACAUCGACGGUCGCGUAUGGGGUCUUCUAUUACAGGUUCAUCCCGCAGGCGGGCCUUGAACGGAUUGUUCACUUGCAGUUUGGCGAAGGACCUCCCUGGGGAAUUGCAAGCCUGGGAUCAGACCUGGUUUCAUCCCUGCCGUACGAUGUCCAGGUGGAACUCGAAUUACCACGAACACCCUCCAAUCUCGCCGCGGGAAAUUUCAUGCUAGAUUUGGCCCUCCUAUCCCGUCCGUUUACGUCUGCUCCGCAGGAUACGAACACUUCGAUUACGACUCUCUCCCAUUCGCGCCGCCCUGCUAUUCUUACCUAUGCUUCGCCGUUGGUGGAUACCGCUAGUAAGAUCUCGUUCAUGCCGUUUUACGUGCUGGGAUGGCACCACGAAGCGGAGAAGCUGCAAGUGCCGAUGAUGGAACGAGUGCAGUUCGCUCGUGGUUCGCGCAACAUACCGGGAAGCUUGCGCUUGGAGCUGCACAGCUCCGAGAUAAUGCAAGUAUACAAGGCGAAGGUCAUGUUCCGGGCGCGGUUUACGGGCUUGCGCUGGGUAAUGUAUAACUGGAGACUCACUUCAUUUGUUGUCUUCGGGUUCCUGUUCUGGAGCAUCAGCAUGGCUUCUGCAGGGCUCGCAUGGCUGGUUUUAGCAUCGCUUCUUAGCAGUCGGGAUGAUACAUCCGGUCCUGUUGUUAAGGAGGAGGAUCGCAGCGCUACACCCCUCAUCAAGAAAGAAGAGGAGGAAAUUGACGAGCCGCUUUCCGAUGUACCGAUUGCGGAGUCCUCCAAGGCGGCGGGGAAAAGGAGGGUAAUAGAGCCUGAGGAUGCCGUGAAGGAAGAGGACGAGGAAGGUGAUGUGGGAAGUGCAGAUGAAAUUGCCCUAAACAAAAUUCUGUUUGAAGGGGACGAAGAAGAUGGCCGAGGCGAAGAGCCUCUGGAGGCUUCUGGCUCAGGCACAGCCAGGGAGAGUGCUCACGCCCGAGGAGUGCAAAGGCGGCGAAGCCAUAUAAUUCAAGAGUAACAGAGAUAGGCAUUGUAGCUAUUCCUUUCGAGAU
Molecule: messenger RNA, 1251 nt
Organism: Aspergillus costaricaensis CBS 115574
Lineage: Eukaryota; Fungi; Ascomycota; Eurotiomycetes; Eurotiales; Aspergillaceae
Product: seipin
Exons: 4
Coding region: 51-1217 (388 amino acids)
Biological process (GO): lipid storage; lipid droplet organization
Cellular component (GO): endoplasmic reticulum membrane
Source: RefSeq, a predicted model, not a curated record